Oncorhynchus kisutch (coho salmon) is the source of this 6469-nucleotide messenger RNA. RefSeq names its product acyl-coenzyme A thioesterase 1. Bases 20 to 1378 code for a protein of 452 amino acids. The record is from RefSeq and is a predicted model, not a curated record. Lineage: Eukaryota; Metazoa; Chordata; Actinopteri; Salmoniformes; Salmonidae. Gene Ontology annotation, biological process: acyl-CoA metabolic process; fatty acid metabolic process. The transcript has 4 exons. Gene Ontology annotation, molecular function: fatty acyl-CoA hydrolase activity.
ACUUGUUCUAUCUGUGGCCAUGUUCCACCAACGGGUUUACGGUGAAGUUAUCUCAAAAAUAUGGUUUAUACGUUUUCAAACAACACUGAGGUCGAGUUCGCAACAGGUUUGCGUCCGGCUUCUCCCCAGCCCUCGCUGUUUCUUCGACGAACCGGUGCACGUGAAGGUAGAUGGACUUUCUCCCCACCAGAAAGUAGAGUUGAGGUCCAAACUCAAGGACGAUAAAGGGGUCAUCUUUAGAGCUUCCGCUCUGGUCGCUGCAGAUGCUAGCGGACAGGUGGACCUGUGUCGCUCUCCUUCUCUGGGCGGCAGCUACACGGGAGUUGAAUCCAUGGGCUUGUUUUGGGCCAUGGUGGCCGAGACUCCACACAGCAAACUGUUAAAAAAAAAUGUUUUGGGUUCAAUGAUGGUUGACAUAGAAGUGCUGCAUGGGGACACAGGUGAGCUCUUGGCCACAGAGACCAACGAGAGGCGGUUCAUGACGGAAGGGGUAAGGAGAAUACCGUUGGGCAUGAAAGCAGGGAGAAUACGGGGAGUCCUCUUUCUACCACCCGGGCAGGGUCCAUUCCCCGGUGUACUGGAUGUGUAUACUCUGGGUGGAGGUAUAUCAGAGGUCCGGGCCAGUCUGCUGGCUAACAAAGGCUUUGUGGUUCUGGCUCUGGCCUACUUUGGCUUCCAGGACCUGCCCAGAACCGUGCCCAAAUACUUUGACCUGGAGUACUUUGAAGAGGCUAUCACUUUCCUGAGGCAACAGCCACAGGUACAGGGUCCAGGAAUAGGAAUCUUGUCCAUCUCGAAGAGUGGGGAUCUGGCUCUGUCCAUGGCUUCUUUUCUCUCUGGCAUCUCAGCCACAGCCUGGAUCAACGGCAGCAACGCUAAUACGGUGGUGCCACUGCACUACAAAGACCUCAUCAUCCCUUCCAUCACGCCUAUUGUUGAGAACGUCACCUUCUCCCCGUCCGGCAUCCUAGACAUCCGAGACGCCUUACCGGACCCAGAGACUGAGGUGAACCGCGGUUCCGUAAUCCCAAUAGAGCGUUCCAGUUCUAGGUUCCUCUUCGCCGCCUCUGAGGACGACAGGAACUGGAACAGCUGUCUCUUCGCCCAACAGGCCGCCGCCCGGCUGAGGAAUCAUGGGAAAGAGAACUUUGAGGUGGUGAUGUACCCCAGGGCGGGGCAUUUUCUGGAAGUACCCUACAUGCCCCACUGCCCAUCUGGCUUCCAUCCCGCGGUUGGUCAAGUGGUGGUGUUUGGGGGAGAGGCUAAAGCCCACCAUCAGGCUCAGCUGGACCUGUGGAGGAGGGUCCAGGAGUUUUUCAGGAAACACCUGGAGGGGAACAACACUGGCGAAAAAGCUACGUUAUAUACUAGAGGGUAAGACAAGGGUUUCCGUUAGGAACAUUUGGCACUGGACAACAUAACCAGGAAGAUUUUAAUUUACCAGACAUUUUAGAAAUGUACUGGACAUUCGUAUGCAUUCAGAUUCGACUACAAAGAGAGGGGGAAAGAAACUGCCCACCUGGCGAGGCAGUGCCAUCAAUAAACGAGGGAUAGCCUAUUGGCCAAAUGAGCCACGUUUGAAUUGUCCUUAACAGCCUAUAACAAAUUACAAAAACACUUCAGUGUUUUAGAUGUGUAGCAUAAGCAAACAUGUAUGGCCUAUUGUUUUAUUGCGUUUUACUUUCCUAAAACAAUUGUCCACCUCACGGUUCAGCUGUCGGAGAUUUGAGCACUAAAUGCAUCAGGGCAUUGCGUGCAUAUGCCUAUAGGCUUAGACGUCCACCGUAUGAUAUGAAUAUUAAACAUUUUAAAAAUACAUGUAAAAUAAGAAACUUAUUCCUUGCCCCAGAGACGGAGAGGGGAUAUGCCAGUGGCAUGCUGCGACACCUCCAUGCAUUUGUCAGAUGGUUACAGCGUCUGCAAGAUAUAAGUGUACAGAAGGAGGCUUAUUCAUUCAUUUUCAAUCAGAAUAUUUUUUAUAAAGAUACUCUUAUAAACAAUAUAUUGAUUAACUCUGGUAGGCCUAAAAUUUCGGUUGGAGCGUCGGUGCGGAGCGUCGGUGCGCACUGCUUCCAUUGUCCUUUCAUUGUCCUGCAGCAGCCAGUUUAAUAGGCCUAAUAGCUGCACCAAACUUUAACAAAAGUUUCUAAACUUUAUUAGUGAAAUAUCAAAAGUCAAGUCAUUUGUUUGUAGAGAAAAUAUGAGCAGAUUAUUAUAUUGCGGUAAACAAACCAUUAUACAGUUAUAUAAUUAUACAUUAUAUAAUUUGGCAAAUGAAAAAAUAAAUACAAAAUUUAACAGAAUUUUAACACACUUGUGACGCAAUUACCAGCAAACGCUAGUGCCUACUGUACACAACGAAUGACAGCAAUAGGCUAAUAAUAUGUAUUUUACAAUAGGCCCACUUUUGAACCUAUUUUAAACGAAAUAUCAGACUUAAAAUGAAAAUGUCAACAGAAUAAUACAAAACACGUUUUACAUAUUUCAAGAACUGGUUUAGAUUAAUAAAUAGGCCUACAGUAAUAGCCAUAUACAAUAAUAGGGUAAUAAAAUAAAUAAAUACAAGUUGCCAGGAGCCUGCAUUUGGAUGUGCCAACGUUCUUCUAAUCUUUGUCUGCUACAAUAUUAAAACUUGGUCACACAGAGGACCUUCCCUUUGUAAGCUUUUCACUGUAGACAUACUUUUUCCCCCUCUAACUUUCAUUUUACUUAAUAACCGAAGAAGGAUAGAAAAAAAUUGGUUAAUCCCUCAGCACUAUUGAGCAGGGCCGGACUACCGCAUUUGGGGCACAACAUUUUGCCAUGGUGCUGAGAGAAAAAUGUGCAGUUUUAACGCUAAUUUCCUGCAAUUCUACACAUUGCUAUCAUAUACUAUGGCUGUUCGGUACUCUGUCCCUGCUAGUGACUAACAAAAUCAAUUGAGCCCUGUGUUAUUCAGCCAUGAUUACUACAAGUUUACAUAGCUGGCAAGACUAACUUACCAAUCUAUAAAUUGUUAGCUAACAUGGCUAAUUGAGUGACUGACAUAUUAAAAUUAAAACUGCUGAUGCACAACCAAAUUUCUAAAUUGCACCUUGUGUAUUUUACUGAGGGUUGCAAAAUUAUGGGAACUUAAAUAGCAGUCUGAACAUCAGACAGGAUGGCAUUGUCUCCCUCAAUCCGUGCAAUGGCUACUGCUAUAGGUUUCAUCCAGGAGGAUCCUCUUGAUGGGGCUGUCCAUAUCGGCAGAUAUGAGUCAUAUCGGCAGAUAUGGACAGAUAUUCUCCCUCCAGGAGAAUGUUAAACGUGAUGACAACACCACCCCAACGGGUGUUGCAUUGCAGCUUCAAUGUUGUGCUCUUAUUCUUCUCACUUUCGUUUGUGUGGUAGAUUCCUGCUAUAACUUGAUGGCCUUUCACAUGCCUAACUAUUUCCUUGGCACUCUUGUAGAGUUUCUGUUGUUUUCAGUGCCAUGUUGUCCUUGAGGAGCAGAUUCAAUGCAUGAGCAGCACAGCCAAUGGGUGUGAUGUGAGGGUAGGACUUUCCCACUUUAGACCAAGCAGCCUUCAUGUUCCCAGCAUUGUCUGUCACCAGUGGAAAUACCUCCUGUGGUCCAAGGUCAUUGACUGCCUUCAGCUCAUCUGCAAUGUAGAGCCUGUUGUGUCUGUUGUCCUGUGUGUCUGUGCUCUUGUAGUAUACUGGUUGAGGGGUGGAGAUGAUGUUAAUUAUUCCUUUCCCACGAACAUUCGACCACCCAUCAGGAGAUGAUUGCAAUGCACUCUGCUUUUUCUAUGCUUUGCUUUGCUUGAUCUUGACUUGAACUCUGUUGAACUCUGCAUCCAGCAAAUGAGUAGAUAAAGCAUGUCUGGUUGGAGGGGUGUAUGCUGGGUGAAGAACAUUCAGAAAUCUCUUCCAAUACACAUUGCCUGUGAGCAUCAGAGGUGAACCAGUUGCAUACACAGCUCGAGCAAGACAUUCAUCAGUAUUUCUCUGACUACGUUCCUACAUUGAGUCAAACUUCUGAUUCCAGGAGGACCAUGAGCUGUUGAACUUUAUGCACUUGGCCAGAUGAUUCUGCAUCUUUGUUGCAUUCUUCACAUAUGAUUUGUCACAGUAUUUGCAAAUGUACAGAAGGCUGUUUAGAAGUGUGCAAGAUCUUGAUAAUCAGCUGUACAUGUGAUGGAAGUGUGCACUGCACCUGUAAUGGAAGAAAUCACUGAGCAUGCAGAGGGUUGCAAUUCCAUUGAAUUGGGGAUAGGUUAUCCAAUAUAUGCCACAAGACCUAGAAUUGCCUUAUGUGUAUCCCACAAAAAAGUUCACUGUUAUAAGCUAACUUUUUUUGAUGAAUUUAAGCAAAAUUCCCCAAAUUCUCGGGCUUAACUUCCCAUGGAAAAUUCCCAACCCUUUGCAACCCUAGGUAGGUGUCAUCUUAAUUCACAAACACUAACAGGUACUGAGGAGAGAGAGAUUCUGUUAUUUGUGUGAAAUAUUUCUAUUCUGGGAUAGUUGUUCACUGAAAUGCUAUCAUUAGUUGCUUAUCCUACUACAGUGUAAAUAAAUGUCUUGUGCUUUCCGUUAUAAUGUUAGGUCAAAUUCACAGGGUAAAGUAGAGGUUUAGCCAAUCAGUGGCUAAAGACCACCCACUUGCCCUGAUUUACAUAUCCCUUUUAUUUUGAACAAGACCAUGAAAUUAUGAAAUGGAUCAUGUCAUACAGUGCCAUUAAUGAAGUGAUACACGUUAUAAUGAAAAAUCAAUUGGGAAAUACAAUGUGUCAUUAUGAAAUAAAAUAUGGUAACAUUUGUAGAAAAGUGACACUGAAAUAUGAUUUCAUAAUAAUCCAUCCAACAGUUUCCAAAAGCACAUGUUCAUUAUUUUUCAACCAGGAUUAUAGUAUGCAGCGAGUCUUUGACAAUGACUAUUCAUUUUUCAAACUUUUAAAUUAAAACAAAUUUGUGUCAAUCUCUCCUCCUGUUUUUAACAUUAUAAGCAGAUGUAUCGUGCACACCAGAAUUUAUUGGAUGGUAAAUCAUUUUGGGGUAUUUUGACCUAAGGCCUUGACUUUAUCCUAAUGAGUACUUCACAGUAUGCAAAUGGUCGCCGCUACCGUCUAUCAAAUAGUAACAUGCAGUUAACCUAUAUUUGUGUGUGAGUAAGCAAUCAUCAUCUCUGGGGUUGGCAGCUGUCUCCUUCCAGCUUUGGCCUCCUGUUGCAAUUGUUACUUGAAGUUAGAUUUAGACCACAAAUAACACAUGUCCCUUUUAAAACGCAGGUGCCUUUCUAUUUUUUUUGUCAUUGCAAAAUUACACAGAAUGUGCUCAGAAAGAGGGGGGGGGGGGGGGGGGGUUUAGAUUGUUUAUCCUAUGUGAUUGUGCCUCAACUUUUCAUGAAAAAACACAUGCUCCAGUACUGUAGAGUGUAGACAUACCUAGUCCUUUGAUGUAAAGAAAUGAUGCUAGCAAAAAGUAUAUUCUAUGUAUACACAGAACUCUCCCCCUCAGUUAAAAAGAAAUGGCAAAGUGGUUCUUUAAAAGUGUUGCAGAUUGAUUUACUGGUACUGUAUGGUCAGCUUUGAUACUUUUAAUAUAGGUUUCUGUUAAACUAGCAUUAUGUACCCAAUGGCAUCAAUACAUUAUGGACUGUAUUCAUGAACAACUCUGAUUAUCAACCCCCAAGGGAAAUCAUCUCUGUGGAAUACCUCAAAUAACAAAAAUAGAUGUUAGUGUGCUACUCUAUGGCUUGCUCUGGUAAAGCAGUGAAAAGAAAUCAGCUAAACAUGGAGAGAGACUUUUCCAAUGUGGUUUUCUGUGAAGAAGUAAACCUCAUCCUAGAUGAAGUGGGUGACAGAGACCAUCUGGUUGCCUGAGUCAUAGCUAUGCCGUCUGCUUUAGGAACAAGCAAUCCCUUAGCAGAGAAUACAUCUGGCAUCUGGCGCUAAAAUAUGGCCAGUGGCAAGGAGAUGGCGCUCACACACAACUCACUCACUGUGCGAUCAAUCAUCCAUUGUGUUUCAAAACUCAUGGUAAUAACUGUAAAUAAAUACUAUGGUAGUCAUUAACCCAAUCAGAGUUGAAUUCUCCCUCUACUUUAGUCUGUGGCACAAAUGAGCCUGACCUCAGUAAAUGCUCUUCUAUAUCCUACUGUGGUGGUGGGUGUACCUUUCUGUCUGUGUCACUAGUGAUGAUCUGGUACUCCUCAGGGUGGUAGCAGACACUUCUAACCAGAGUAUAUCUGCUGUUUCUAUUUGUUUCACUAUUUCACUGUUUCAACUGUUAGUAUUUGAUUAUAUUUGUUAAACUAUUAGUCCUUUCUUCAUAUCAAUAGCAUUGUAACCAGAUUCUGUUAUGAAUAAACAUGAGUCAAGGCGUGCAAUGCUUGUGGUUUUUAAAAACGUUGUUUAUCUGGUAGGCCCUAACACAGUGCAGUGGUUUCAUGCCCACUAAUUACCUUCUACGGCAUCUAGGUAUCUAUAAUAAAAUAAUUUGGUGGGUG